Messenger RNA from Zea mays, 2003 nucleotides. RefSeq lists its product as uncharacterized. Gene Ontology annotation, cellular component: cytosol. NCBI's taxonomy places the organism in Eukaryota, Viridiplantae, Streptophyta, Magnoliopsida, Poales, Poaceae. Gene Ontology annotation, biological process: chloroplast accumulation movement; chloroplast avoidance movement. The record is from RefSeq and is marked provisional.
GCCAGAGCCGAAAAACCGCAGCAGCGCUUACAGUCACGGGCGCCCACCUGGGCAGGACAGGAGUACAGGACACUGCCAUUGCCCUUCCCCGCCGCGCCCCCCCCCCCCAAGACCCCAGUACUCCACUAACACUCAUCAGCGCGCCGCGGGGCGCGGGCGGACGUGCGGCGCUCCUCGGACGGCCGCGAUGGCGGAAGUGGCGGCGCGGCGCGCCGUCGGCGUCCCAGCAGGGGGCGGCGGCGACCAGGCGAACCUUGCGGCGGUGGCGGCGGCUAUGCGGGGGCGCGGCGAGGUGGACACGUCGUCGCCGUUCCAGUCAGUGCGCCAGGCCGUCGACCUGUUCGGCGGCGGGGCUGCCGCCGUCUCCCAGUGGCGCCACCCGCAGGCUCCGCCGCGCGUCCACCUCCGCCCAGAGGAAGAAGAACUUAUGAAAGUUGAGGAACAAACAGUGAAGCUGGAGAUGGAACUGUUCGUUAAGGAAAAGGAAACAUUUAAGGUCUUGAAGGAACUACAGGAAACAAAGCAGGUUAUAGAUGGCUUGAAAAUACAAAUAGAGAAGGUAACAUGGGAGGACACAAAUGCUGCAAAAGGCCAUGCUGAUACAGGGAUGGUACAUCCACUUCCUGCUGUCGAACAAAAUACCGAGCCACCAGUCCAGAGCGCAAAAGGUACACAGUCCCCACUAACCACGUUGAUCAAGCUCAAUCAGGCAAAAGCAUUCCUUAACACGGAUACCGUCAACAUGCUAAAGAGCCAGAUACAGAAGGAGAAAGGCUCGCUUGAGAAAACCCGCGAAAGGUUACAAUUCAACCUGGGGAAGGCUUCAUCGUUAGAAGCAGAUUUGACGAAAACUGUCGCACGGCUGCAAGCAGCAAAAGCUCCACAGCCUGUCCUUGAGCCUUCUGAAAUCUGGUUGCAGAUGAAGCACCUGAAUGCUGACAAGGCGAGGCACAAGAAGGCGUCAGAGGAUUUGAGGAACGAGAUCUGUGAGCUGACAGCUGCAAUCGAGCACACGAGGUCUAAGACGAAGACUCUGCAGUUCAGAAUCCUCAUGGCUGAGAAACUGAAGGAAGCUUCCCAACGUGGAGAAUCUGUUGCUCUUGCAGAGAUGGAAAAACUGAGCAACGGGCGGGACCCGAACGGCAGUACUUCUGAUGCUGUCACACUCUCCGUUGAGGAGCACUCCACGCUCGUGCUCAAAGCGCAAGAAGCGGAUGGUGCCGCCAGGAAGAAAGUGGACGCGGCAAUGCAAGGGCUCGAUCAAGCAAACCGGUGUAAGCUCGAACUCUUGGAAAGAGUAGAGGAAGCAAUGGCGGCUGUCGAGACGAGCAGGAAGGCUCUGGAGGAGGCCCAGAGGAGGGAGGAGUCAGAGACCAAGGCAAAGCUAGUAGCCGAAGAGACGCUCCGAAAGCUGCGGUCGGACCAAAUAAUCCAGAACUGGCGCCCGACCAACAGCAGCUCCGUAAAAUUCAAGAACACGGCGCUGCUGGCGCCCCGGAGAGCAGCAGCGGGCGCUGGGAUAUACGACGUGAACGGCCUGAGCCUGGUGGCCGCCGGGCCGAACAGCGUGAAGACGGUGUCCAUCGGGCAGAUCCUGAGCAUGAAGCUGGACCGCGAGCUCGAGAUGACGAGGACGACCACGACGAGCGCGAGGAAGAAGAAGGUCUCUCUCGGGCAGAUCCUGAGCCAGAAGUACGAGAUGUUCUCCCCGCUGCGGAUCGACCACGACUGUGCCUCGCACAGGCAGUUCCAGCAGCCGAGGAGGAAGAGGAUGGGCUUCGUCGUGUACGCGCUGCUGCUCGCGCGGCAGAGGCAUAGGAGGCGGAAGGCUGCCUCCUGCACUCGUGGUGGCUUGAGCUAGCUAGCUAGUUUGGAUGGUCGGUGGGUGCUCAGCCGCGUCGUAGUCGUUUAUAUGCUUUUAUUAAGAGAUAAGCGAUCGGAAUAAUCGUUAUAUUUGUAAUAUAGCUAGUUCUAUGAACAAAAAGUUGGUAUUUUUAGCAGCU